Messenger RNA from Pungitius pungitius (ninespine stickleback), 2555 nucleotides. RefSeq names its product ATPase Na+/K+ transporting subunit beta 1b (gene atp1b1b). The transcript is spliced from 6 exons. Bases 129 to 1034 code for a protein of 301 amino acids. The record is from RefSeq and is a predicted model, not a curated record. Gene Ontology annotation, biological process: intracellular potassium ion homeostasis; intracellular sodium ion homeostasis; sodium ion export across plasma membrane. Lineage: Eukaryota; Metazoa; Chordata; Actinopteri; Perciformes; Gasterosteidae. Gene Ontology annotation, cellular component: sodium:potassium-exchanging ATPase complex. Gene Ontology annotation, molecular function: ATPase activator activity.
ACGGGCGGAGUCGUGAGCGCUCGGUUAUAUUUAGGUGGCUUGUAGCGGAGAACGCCGCGUUAUUCCUCUGCGACCGUCAGCAGAACAUCGACUAACGGAACACUUACCAUAACCGGACAUAAACCACAAUGUCUUCCACCAAAGACGAUGGCGGCUGGAAGAGGUUCGUGUGGGACUCAGACAAAGGAGAGCUGCUCGGUCGAACCGGAGGCAGUUGGUUCAAAAUUAUAGGCUUCUACGUCAUUUUCUAUGGCUGCCUGGCUGGAAUCUUCGUCGGAACCAUCCAAGCUUUGCUGCUCACCUUGAGCAACUACAAGCCCACCUGGCAGGACCGGGUCGCACCCCCUGGCCUUAGUCACACCCCCCGAUCAGACAAAUCUGAAGUGUCCUUUAACCUCAAUGACGUGGAGACCUACCUGCCUUACACCAAGGCCUUGAAGGACUUUAUGGCUAAGUACAACGAGGACCUUCAAAAGGACCAGAUGAAGUUCGAGGACUGUGGAAACGAGCCUGCAGAUUACAAGAACCGGGGUGACUUGGAGAGCGACGUGGGCAUCAGGAAGGCCUGUCGUUUCUCCAGGCAGGUGCUGGGACCCUGCUCCGGCCUUGAGGAUCCCGAUUUUGGUUUCAAGGAGGGAAAGCCCUGCAUAAUAGUGAAGCUCAACAGGAUUGUCAACUUCCGUCCAAAGCCUCCCACCUCUAAUGAAAGCAUCCCUGAAGAGGCUCAACCCAAGGUGCAGCCCUUUGUCGUCCCCAUCUACUGCACCAACAAGAGAGAGGAGGAUGCUGGUAAAAUCGGUGAGAUCAAGUACCACGGUAUCGGCGACGGAUUCCCCCUGCAGUAUUACCCGUACUACGGCAAGCUGCUGCACCCCCACUACUUGCAGCCACUGUUGGCUCUGCAGUUCACCAACCUCACCUUGAAUACUGAACUGCGCAUUGAGUGCAAAGUGUUCGGAGACAACAUUGGGUACAGCGAAAAGGACCGCUACCAGGGACGCUUUGAAAUCAAGUUAUCUAUUAACAAUUUAUGACCGACAUUAGGAACAUAGCACUUCCCGUGGCCCCCUUUGACCUUAACUAAAUACAGAUCUGAUGGCGGAGAUUAUGAGUGGAGGAGGGCUGUAGCGCUUCAGUCAAUCACAAAUAGUCUUCAAUAAAUAAAUAAAAUUAAAAACCUGAUAGGGGACCGAUGUGUAAUCUUGUCUGCUUUCAUCCCUAGCUUCUACACUUCUAGCUAGUGUUAUAAUGUAAUUUAGAGGAAAAGUAGCAAUAUGCCUAAAUAUAUUUAUUCAGCUGUAAGUGAGACUUUUCCACAAGCCAUGGGACAUAGUUCAUUGAUGCCUGUAAAGAUAAAUCUCAUCUCUAAUGUGUAGCGAGCUGUGUCUGUCCCCUCUGCAUAUUGCUGCCUUCUUCGGUUUCACUAUUAGUGGAGUUUGCAUUAGUCGCAAAAACUGGUCCUUCCAUACCACGUUGUUCCUCAUUUCCUUGUGUGUGUGUGUGUGUGUGUGUGUGUGUGUGUGUGUGUGUGUGUGUGUGUGUGUGUGUGUGUGUGUGUGUGUGUGUGUGUGUGUGUGUGUGUGUGUGUGUGUGUGUGUGUGUGUGUGUGUGUGUGUGUGUGUGUGUGUGUGUGUGUGUGUGUGUGUGUGUGUGUGUGUGUGUGUGUGUGUGUGUGUGUGUGUGUAUGUGUCAACAUGAGCGCACACACACACACUCCCAUUCAAUGCACUCUUCUUAUCUGUGUGAGGAAAAGGCUGCACUCCAGGGAACUUCUUUCCUCUUUUUAUUUGUCUUUUACAUCUGAUUACUUUUUACUUUGCCUUUUUCUUAGUUGCUUUGUGAAAUCAUUUCGAUGGGAAGGGUAAAGGGUUUUAUCACUUGGUUUCAUGCCUUACUUUUGAUUAUUUUUACCUGCGAUGUAGAGUUGUGAGUGAGGCCUCCUACACUCUGGCAUGCUGUCUGGCCCUCGGUGCUGGCUCAAGUUUUUGAAAUUUAUUUGCUGGGUUCGUCACAGCAUUGUGUUGUAACUCUCUGAAUGUUUCAACCAUUAAACGUGAAGGAACAAUUUUAUAUUUAUGCAAUUGUACAUGUUAUUUCUUUGCAGAACAUUGUAAUGUAUAAAUGCAAUACCAAAGUGACAAGUUGAAAAGCCCAUCAGAAACAAUGCAGUACUUGUUUUAAGAACCUCAUCAGGAACAAUGCAGUACUUGUUUUAAGAACUUCAUGUUAAGUGCUAGCGUCAUUGUGUUGCCUAGAGACCCCAGUGGUUAACUCUUAAUUUGUGCUUAGGCCGUGUAUGUAGUUAGCUGUAGAAUGAACAGGUAGCAAACACAUUUAUUACACAAUGACCUGACUCUGCAUUUUUAAAAAGACCAGAGUUCAGACAGAGCUCAGUGGCUUUAGGUGAUUAACAAUGUUGGCUGUAAUAUUCCUUAGGAUUUCAUGUUGAUGUAAAACACUCUACUUGGACUUUAAUAUCGGUCAACUCUACACCAUUUCAUCCAGCUGUGUCAUUUAAUCAAAGAUCGAAACAAAUAAAGUCAUAAUGGACCUUU